AUGACAUCGCAACACCCUUUAUUUAUUUUAAGAUUUGGGCUCAGUUACAUGGUAUUUUCCUUAUCUUUUCUUCUCCUAACCAUUCAGGAUUAUCUCUCUCUGCGGCAAUCAUCCGGAAGGAAUUGCCAGUUUGUGGAUAAAGCAGUUACCGAAUUGCUCGCUCAACUGAAAAUAGAUGCCGCUCUAUUCUCUGGAAACUUCCUUGGAAGCAUUAUUAUUCUUGUGUCUGCGAAAUUGAAAAGGGAAAAGGCAACAUUCUACUCGGUCUGCGUUUGCCUCCUGUUGGCGACAGGGACCAAGGCGAGCUUCCAAUUCCACACGAUUCCGAAACGAAUCGUAAUCUCCAAUUCCACCAGCGACACGGCUUUCGAUACGAAUAGUUGGCUACUCCAAAUUAUAUCCAACCCUCCCGCCCUCCUGGGCACAAAUUUGGUGAUCUGGGUAAUGUGGAUGGCCAAUUUCUUCUCGUUUGUCUGCUUUUGUGGGGAGAAAAACAUUUUGUGCAUUGGCACCACCAAAACGAACACCAACGCCAAGGGGACAGUCUGCCUUGUUGCUAAAGUUCAUAAAGGGCUGCUCGCCCAAGGCAUCAUUUACGCUGGGAUGCUCUUAUUUUUUGCGGGAGAAAGCAUGAACCAACUCAUCGAUAGGAGUGAUCUGUGGAGUAAUUUGUGGGAAAAAUAUCCAAUUUACUUCACGUGUUUAGUAUCCCUGCCAACUCUGCUGGCAAUACUGGCCUGUAAUAGGAUUGCCACUUGCAUUCAAUUGUUGAAAAAGUCAUCAAAAAAAGGCAACGAUGAAAAACACCUCCACCGACUUUGAAACAUUAAUGUGUGGGCGUUCACAGCUCAAGGAGUGGUUCAAACCCAGCUGAGGAUAGAAAGUCCCCAAAUAAUGGAGUCGAGUAGGUUUGAAUCCACCGCCAAAACCUUGUUUCUCCGCCAUAUGCUCCUCAUGUUCAUCAUACAGUCCACAAUUUCUCACGUGUAUAUCCUGUACUUGAAAAAUAAUUCUUACGUGGAUGGGUUGGAGGUCUUUCCACCUUCGGUGGCUAUACGG
Messenger RNA from Folsomia candida, 1059 nucleotides. RefSeq lists its product as uncharacterized. The coding region runs from base 1 to 822 and encodes 273 amino acids. The transcript has 7 exons. The record is from RefSeq and is a predicted model, not a curated record. NCBI's taxonomy places the organism in Eukaryota, Metazoa, Arthropoda, Collembola, Entomobryomorpha, Isotomidae.